GUUCUACACAUCAGGAAAGAUAGGAAAUGCCGUAUGAAAAUAGGCGGCCAAAAGUUGCUAGUAAACUGCAGCCAGGGAGACUCAGACUAGAGUGGAGGUAGAAAGAGUUGCUACAGAGUGGGUUUAGUUCUGGCUGACUUUUUGUUGCUCACUUACUGAAUUUAGACAUGUGUUACAUGGGUCAUGUGAGGACCAGAGCAGCACCAGCAUCAAAAUAGUGCCAGGCCGUUCUGAAUGCCAUGGUGUAUAUGUACUCAGAGUAGUUUUGUCAAAGAAGAUAAAGAGCCCAGCAUAGAUUUUAUCCUCAUCUUCACCCAACUACAAAAUCAAAGUUAAGCAACAACAUCUAAGAGCCCUUUUCAGGGGGACAAGAACCUAGAGGAUGGCUCUGAAUGAUUGUUUGCUUUUGAACUUGGAAGUGGACCACUUCUUGCACUGCAACAUCUCCAAUCACAGUGCAGAUCUCCCCACGAAGGACGACUGGUUCCACCCAGGGAUCUUCUAUGUCAUCCCUGCCAUCUAUGGGGUCAUCAUUCUGAUAGGCCUUGUCGGCAACAUCACCCUGAUCAAGAUCUUCUGUACAGUGAAGGCCAUGCGAAAUGUGCCCAACCUGUUCAUCUCCAGUCUGGCCUUGGGAGACCUGCUCCUCCUGGUAACGUGUGCUCCCGUGGAUGCCAGCAGGUACCUGGCCGACAGAUGGCUGUUUGGCAGGAUUGGCUGCAAACUGAUCCCCUUUAUACAGCUCACCUCAGUGGGGGUGUCUGUCUUCACACUCACGGCUCUCUCAGCGGACAGGUACAAAGCCAUCGUCCGGCCAAUGGAUAUCCAGGCCUCCCACGCUCUGAUGAAGAUCUGCCUCAAAGCUGCAUUGAUCUGGAUUAUCUCCAUGCUUUUGGCCAUCCCGGAGGCUGUGUUUUCUGAUCUACAUCCCUUCCAUGAGGAAAGCACCAACCAGACCUUCAUUAGCUGUGCCCCAUACCCACACUCUAAUGAGCUGCACCCCAAAAUUCACUCCAUGGCUUCCUUCCUGGUCUUCUACAUCAUCCCACUGUCGAUUAUCUCUGUCUACUACUACUUCAUUGCUAGAAAUCUGAUCCAGAGUGCUUACAAUCUGCCUGUGGAAGGGAAUAUACAUGUCAAGAAGCAGAUUGAAUCCCGGAAGCGCCUUGCCAAGACAGUGCUGGUGUUCGUGGGCCUCUUUGCCUUCUGCUGGCUCCCCAACCACAUCAUCUACCUGUACCGCUCCUACCACUACUCUGAGGUGGACACCUCCAUGCUCCACUUCAUCACCAGCAUCUGCGCCCGCCUCCUGGCCUUCACCAACUCCUGCGUGAACCCUUUCGCCCUCUACCUGCUGAGCAAGAGUUUCAGGAAACAAUUCAACACCCAGCUCCUCUGUUGUCGGCCUGGCCUGAUGACCCGCUCUCAUAGCACCGGCAGAAGUACCACCUGCAUGACCUCCUUCAAGAGCACCAACCCCUCUGCGGCCACCUUUAGCCUCAUCAAUGGAAACAUCUGUCAUGAAGGGUACGUCUAGGCUGAUCCUUGACCCUGUCGCCCCAGGGGUCCCCGGUUUUGCUUUAUGGCUAAAGAACCCUCACAUCUGUUGUUGUCUCUAUACCCUCCAAAGACCCUUUGGAAGGCUAUGAGUUUGUAGGCAGGUUGCAGAGAAGCCCAAAUGGAUUGCUGUGAUGUUUGAAAGGCACAUCAAGGCUUACAUUUUCCAUUUCAACUUCUGAAUGCUUCUUCUGAUGUAGAGCCAACUCUCCCCUUUUUAGAAAAGGGAAUAAGAAAUUAUUCUUUUAAGCAUCAAGCCCUGAUACACAGGUAUGGCCAAUUAAGUCACAGAAACUAUAUGAGCCACCAGAUUUAUAUAGCAGAAAAAUUAUACAUUAAAUGUCCACUUUGUGAAAGACUUCACCUUGUCAUUUCUUGAAGCAGAAACUAGCGCUUUAAAAAUAUGAUUUGAAUAAUUUUUCAGGAAUAUUUAUAAUCACAAACCAAGGAACUGUUUUUUACACUCCUAACCUGAAAGCCAACUCUAUCAAAAAGUCCCAUGUAUGAGGGACCAUUCCCAAACUGAUAACACUGGAAGCCAGUUUAAAACAAAUCCCUGAGUGUUGAUUGUUUUUAAAAGAUGUUACUGGGGACAUAGGAGAAACACUCAACACAUCAUUUUAAGGCAAAAAUACAACCAAACACAUAGACACAUAUACAAAGAUCCGUGUGAGGCUGUGGAUUGAUAUCUCACUCUGAAUUCUAACUCAAUGGAGAUCCUUUCUGCUGUUUCCCCAUUUCAAUCAUCCAUGGCAUAGUUAG
Callorhinus ursinus (northern fur seal) is the source of this 2319-nucleotide messenger RNA. It is a transcript of the gene GRPR, whose product is annotated as gastrin releasing peptide receptor. The record is from RefSeq and is a predicted model, not a curated record. NCBI's taxonomy places the organism in Eukaryota, Metazoa, Chordata, Mammalia, Carnivora, Otariidae. Gene Ontology annotation, biological process: G protein-coupled receptor signaling pathway. Gene Ontology annotation, molecular function: neuropeptide receptor activity. Gene Ontology annotation, cellular component: plasma membrane.